Molecule: messenger RNA, 4949 nt
Organism: Oncorhynchus gorbuscha (pink salmon)
Lineage: Eukaryota; Metazoa; Chordata; Actinopteri; Salmoniformes; Salmonidae
Product: jun dimerization protein 2-like
Exons: 4
Coding region: 117-644 (175 amino acids)
Biological process (GO): regulation of transcription by RNA polymerase II
Cellular component (GO): nucleus
Molecular function (GO): RNA polymerase II cis-regulatory region sequence-specific DNA binding; DNA-binding transcription factor activity, RNA polymerase II-specific
Source: RefSeq, a predicted model, not a curated record
GAUCACUAUUUAAACGGGCUGACGCAACGACUUUUAAUAUCAAAACCUAUAUCCGAUUCACAAGUUACGGACACGUUAUAUCACCGCAGAUUUUGGACCUAUUACAGCGGUGGCGUAUGGUAGCUGGGUCUGACAUGAUGCCCGGUCAGAUCCCUGACCCUUCCCUGACGGCCGGCUCCUUGCCCAGCCUGGGCCUGCUGGCCGGCAUAUCUGCCACCACGCUCACCGACCAGCUCAAACUGGCGCAGGACUUCAGGAACCUGGGCGCCAUGUUGUCACCACUGCAUAUUCUGGGACGGCUGGGCAAGAGACCACUCACUGCUAUCAAGGGAGAGAUGGACGAGGACGAUGAGAGGAGGAGACGGAGGAGAGAUAAGAACAAAGUGGCAGCAGCACGAUGUCGGAACAAGAAGAAGGAGAGAACAGACUUCCUCCAAAGGGAGUCGGAGCGUCUGGAGGUGGUGAACUCCGACCUAAAGGCCCAAAUCGAAGAGCUGAGGAUGGAGAGACAGCAGCUAAUGGUGAUGCUCAACCUCCACCGCCCCACCUGCAUCGUCCGCACCGACAGCGUCAAGACCCCUGAGAGCGAGGCCAACCCCCUGCUCGAACUCCUGGCCUCCGAAAAGCUAGAGGCCUCUAAGUGAAACCACAGAGGGAAAGUGAAACCGAAGGGCGGGAAGGAAGGAAGGAAUCCGACAGGAAGAAAAGCAACUGUCGUCGAAGAUGACGAAAGAUUUAAAAAAAAAUCACCUGAUGCUUUUGUUGUUGAAGCACUUAUGUACUGUGUGUUGAGCGCCAAGCUGGAGACUCAAGUAUGCCUUUGCCUAAAAGACCCGGGGUUGUUAGGGUUCCGUUGCCUCGGUAAAACCUCGGUAACGUUACCCGAUUGGGUUCUGAGGGAAGAGGGAGGAGCCUAAAUGCCCAACCCAGUUAUCUCUGCGUCAUAAUAAGUGUUUUGUUUUUGAAACCAAGUCAGUGCCUCACCGUUUACUUACUGCAACCAACCACCAUUACAUUAAGGGACAGAUGGAAGAAGAUAUAUUGUGAUAUAUUUAUAAUAUAUAGUGGAAACUAUCGUUUCGGGAGGGGGAAACACUAAGAUCAAUCACUAUGGUGCUCUGUUACCGGCACUUACCCACUCUUAGACAAACAAAGAGGUUGUUGUGAUAUUCUAAACAUGUGUAACUGUAGAGGCACACAGGUGUACCCAGCCAGUAUACCACGUUGAAAUACACAGGUGUACCCAGCCAGUAUACUGUAUAGUAUACUGUAUACCACGUUGAAAUACACAGGUGUACCCAGCCAGUAUACUGUAUACCACGUUGAAAUACACAGGUGUACCCAGCCAGUAUACCACGUUGAAAUACACAGGUGUACCCAGCCAGUAUACUGUAUACCACGUUGAAAUAAACAGGUGUACCCAGCCAGUAUACUGUAUACCACGUUGAAAUACACAGGUGUACCCAGCCAGUAUACUGUAUACCACGUUGAAAUACACAGGUGUACCCAGCCAGUAUACUGUAUACCACGUUGAAAUACACAGGUGUACCCAGCCAGUAUACUGUAUACCACGUUGAAAUACACAGGUGUACCCAGCCAGUAUACAGUAUACCACGUUGAAAUACACAGGUGUACCCAGCCAGUAUACUGUAUACCACGUUGAAAUACACAGGUGUACCCAGCCAGUAUACUGUAUACCACGUUGAAAUAAACAGGUGUACCCAGCCAGUAUACUGUAUACCACGUUGAAAUGCACAGGUGUACCCAGCCAGUAUACUGUAUACCACGUUGAAAUAAACAGGUGUACCCAGCCAGUAUACUGUAUACCACGUUGAAAUACACAGGUGUACCCAGCCAGUAUACUGUAUACCACGUUGAAAUACACAGGUGUACCCAGCCAGUAUACCACGUUGAAAUACACAGGUGUACCCAGCCAGUAUACCACGUUGAAAUACACAGGUGUACCCAGCCAGUAUACAGUAUACCACGUUGAAAUACACAGGUGUACCCAGCCAGUAUACAGUAUACCACGUUGAAAUACACAGGUGUACCCAGCCAGUAUACUGUAUACCACGUUGAAAUACACAGGUGUACCCAGCCAGUAUACUGUAUAGUAUACUGUAUACCACGUUGAAAUACACAGGUGUACCCAGCCAGUAUACAGUAUACCACGUUGAAAUACACAGGUGUACCGAGCCAGUAUACUGUAUACCACGUUGAAAUACACAGGUGUACCCAGCCAGUAUACCACGUUGAAAUACACAGGUGUACCCAGCCAGUAUACCACGUUGAAAUACACAGGUGUACCCAGCCAGUAUACCACGUUGAAAUACACAGGUGUACCCAGCCAGUAUACAGUAUACCACGUUGAAAUACACAGGUGUACCCAGCCAGUAUACAGUAUACCACGUUGAAAUACACAGGUGUACCCAGCCAGUAUACUGUAUACCACGUUGAAAUACACAGGUGUACCCAGCCAGUAUACUGUAUAGUAUACUGUAUACCACGUUGAAAUACACAGGUGUACCCAGCCAGUAUACCACGUUGAAAUACACAGGUGUACCCAGCCAGUAUACAGUAUACCACGUUGAAAUACACAGGUGUACCCAGCCAGUAUACAGUAUACCACGUUGAAAUACACAGGUGUACCCAGCCAGUAUACCACGUUGAAAUACACAGGUGUACCCAGCCAGUAUACUGUAUACCACGUUGAAAUAAACAGGUGUACCCAGCCAGUAUACUGUAUACCACGUUGAAAUACACAGGUGUACCCAGCCAGUAUACUGUAUACCACGUUGAAAUACACAGGUGUACCCAGCCAGUAUACUGUAUACCACGUUGAAAUACACAGGUGUACCCAGCCAGUAUACUGUAUACCACGUUGAAAUACACAGGUGUACCCAGCCAGUAUACUGUAUACCACGUUGAAAUACACAGGUGUACCCAGCCAGUAUACAGUAUACCACGUUGAAAUACACAGGUGUACCCAGCCAGUAUACUGUAUACCACGUUGAAAUACACAGGUGUACCCAGCCAGUAUACCGUAUACCACGUUGAAAUAAACAGGUGUACCCAGCCAGUAUACUGUAUACCACGUUGAAAUGCACAGGUGUACCCAGCCAGUAUACUGUAUACCACGUUGAAAUAAACAGGUGUACCCAGCCAGUAUACUGUAUACCACGUUGAAAUACACAGGUGUACCCAGCCAGUAUACCACGUUGAAAUACACAGGUGUACCCAGCCAGUAUACUGUAUACCACGUUGAAAUACACAGGUGUACCCAGCCAGUAUACAGUAUACCACGUUGAAAUACACAGGUGUACCCAGCCAGUAUACAGUAUACCACGUUGAAAUACACAGGUGUACCCAGCCAGUAUACCACGUUGAAAUACACAGGUGUACCCAGCCAGUAUACAGUAUACCACGUUGAAAUGCACAGGUGUACCCAGCCAGUAUACUGUAUACCACGUUGAAAUACACAGGUGUACCCAGCCAGUAUACCACGUUGAAAUACACAGGUGUACCCAGCCAGUAUACCACGUUGAAAUACACAGGUGUACCCAGCCAGUAUACUGUAUACCACGUUGAAAUACACAGGUGUACCCAGCGAGUAUACUGUAUACCACGUUGAAAUAAACAGGUGUACCCAGCCAGUAUACUGUAUACCACAUUGAAAAACACAGGUGUACCCAGCCAGUAUACUGUAUACCACGUUGAAAUAAACAGGUGUACCCAGCCAGUAUACUGUAUACCACGUUGAAAUACACAGGUGUACCCAGCCAGUAUACCACGUUGAAAUACACAGGUGUACCCAGCCAGUAUACAGUAUACCACGUUGAAAUACACAGGUGUACCCAGCCAGUAUACCACAUUGAAAUACACAGGUGUACCCAGCCAGUAUACCACAUUGAAAUACACAGGUGUACCCAGCCAGUAUACAGUAUACCACGUUGAAAUAAACAGGUGUACCCAGCCAGUAUACAGUAUACCACGUUGAAAUACACAGGUGUACCCAGCCAGUAUACUGUAUACCACGUUGAAAUACACAGGUGUACCCAGCCAGUAUACCACGUUGAAAUACACAGGUGUACCCAGCCAGUAUACCACAUUGAAAUACACAGGUGUACCCAGCCAGUAUACCACGUUGAAAUACACAGGUGUACCCAGCCAGUAUACAGUAUACCACGUUGAAAUAAACAGGUGUACCCAGCCAGUAUACAGUAUACCACGUUGAAAUAAACAGGUGUACCCAGCCAGUAUACAGUAUACCACGUUGAAAUAAACAGGUGUACCCAGCCAGUAUACUGUAUACCACGUUGAAAUAAACAGGUGUACCCAGCCAGUAUACUGUAUACCACGUUGAAAUACACAGGUGUACCCAGCCAGUAUACUGUAUACCACGUUGAAAUAAACAGGUGUACCCAGCCAGUAUACUGUAUACCACGUUGAAAUACACAGGUGUACCCAGCCAGUAUACUGUAUACCACGUUGAAAUAAACAGGUGUAGUAUUAUUCUAGGAUUUGUUCAUUACCAAGUUGGAACAUAUUUCUAUUGCAUAUUAUAAUGCUUGUUGUUGUUGUUGUUGUUGUUGUAUAUCCGCUGCCUUGACGACAGCAGUAUCCGGUUGAUCCGAUUGGAGGUGACGCUGGCGUCAUGGAAUAAAUGCACAUAUAUAUAUAUACUAUAUGAAAUAAAUGCACAUAUAUAUAUAUACUAUAUGAAAUAAUGUUUACGCUCCUGUUGUUUAUAAAAUAACAUUUUAGAAAAGGCGUUGUUAAUUCAAAUGUCUGUACUUCAAUAUACUUAUUUUAUACCGUUUUUAUAAGUGACAUAUACAUUGUGUAUGAAAAGCCUUGUAAUUGUUGAAAUCACUUGAUGUGAUUUUUGUAUAUGUGACAUCAGUGUCCCGUUGUAUUUUUUCAAUAUUAAAAGGACCCAGAGCAGUCAA